AUGAGAAUAUCUAGUUCUGCUCUUAGGAGCUCCAUUCCCAAGCCGUUCUCUGCACUUAGAACCUCGUUUAGAGGGCUUUCAACUGAAGAAUCGACCACCCAUUUCGGAUUCCAAACUGUUAACAAGGAGGACAAAGAAAAGUUGGUGGGAGGAGUCUUCUCAUCAGUUGCUUCGAAUUAUGACAUAAUGAACGAUGCUAUGUCGCUUGGAAUUCAUAGACUUUGGAAGAGUCACUUUAUCAACAGAUUGGACGCAGGUAUGAGACCAGGUUCCAACCGUCCGUUGGAUUUCCUCGACGUUGCUGGUGGCACUGGAGACAUUGCAUUUGGAUUGUUGGACCACGCAGAGAAGAAAUUUCAGGAUACUAAAUCCACUAUGACCAUUGCCGAUAUUAAUGCAGAUAUGUUGGCUGAAGGAGAGAUUCGUUACAAGAAUUCUAAGUGGAAUGAUGGGUCUGAUAGAGUGAACUUUUUGGUACAGAAUGGGGAAACGAUGGAUGCCAUCCCAGACAACUCCAAGGAUGUAUAUACAAUCGCAUAUGGGAUCAGAAACUUCACUGAUAUCCAAGCAGGUUUAAAUACCGCCUACAGAGUGUUGAAACCUGGUGGAAUCUUUGCCUGUCUCGAAUUCUCUCAAGUUGACAACUCUAUAAUUGACUAUGCUUAUCAAGCUUACUCGUUUUCACUCUUACCUUUAAUGGGCCAAUUGAUUGCUAAUGAUAGAGAAUCCUACCAGUAUUUGGUUGAAAGUAUUAGAAACUUCCCAAAGCAGGAAGAGUUCAAGGGUAUGAUUGAAAAGGCUGGAUUUUAUGUUCCAGAAAAGGGCUACGAGAACUUGACCUUCGGUGUAUCUGCUAUUCACAUCGGGGUUAAACUUUAA
Molecule: messenger RNA, 879 nt
Organism: Dujonia railenensis
Lineage: Eukaryota; Fungi; Ascomycota; Pichiomycetes; Serinales; Debaryomycetaceae
Source: the annotation of a GenBank genome assembly